AUGUCAGCUCCUGGAAACCUCCCAAAGGACGAUCCAAGAGCGGACUCAGAAGAGGCUGCCAAAACAUGCGACUGGCAAAAUGUAAAUAGCAGAGGUUACUCGAUACUAGAGAAGCCGCACGGGCUCCCCCAGCGCAAGCGCGUCAUUGUGAUCGGCGCCGGAGCCACUGGUAUAUGCUUUGCAAAGUUCUCCGAGGCGUUGGCGAACCUCGACCUGCAGAUAUACGAAAAAAACGACGAGGUCUCUGGCACAUGGUGGGAGAAUAGGUAUCCUGGCUGCGCCUGCGAUAUCCCGUCUCACAUUUAUCAAUUCACAUGGGCCAUGAAUCCCAACUGGUCCCACUAUUACUCUGACGCUCGCGAGAUUUUCGAAUAUUUCAAAGGUGUUGUGAACGCGCAUGGGCUUCGCAAAUAUAUUAAGGUGCAGCAUCAGGUCGUGCGUGCAAGCUGGAACUCCCAGACCACUAAAUGGGAAGUCCAGGUCCUGGGACCGGACGGAAGAACCUUCGAAGACGAAUGUGACUUCCUUGUCAACGCGUGCGGCCUCUUGAACAACUGGAAGUGGCCGGAUAUCCAAGGUCUUCACAGUUUCAAAGGCAAGCUUCUCCACUCAGCAGCUUGGGAUGAGUCCACUGUCCUUGACGGAAAACGAGUGGCUGUGUUGGGAGCAGGCUCAUCUGGUAUCCAGAUCGUUGCCAACAUUCAACCGCUCGUCAAGCAGCUGUACACUUGGAUCCGGUCUCCGAUCUGGAUCAGCUCUGGAUUUGCCUCCAAAUUCGCGGGUCCGAACGGGAAAAAUUUCGAGUAUAGUGAGGACAUCAAGAAGGAAUUCGCAGAGAAUCCGAUCAAGCAACUCCGCUAUGUCAAAAUGCUAGACGCAGAGCUUGGCCAACGGUUUUACUUUAACUUCAUCAAUACCAAGGACGCCCAGAUGGCCAAGGAGUUCUCUCGCAAGCAGAUGGAGGACAAGUUAAAAGCUCGUCCAGAUCUCAUAGAGAAGAUCAUUCCCACCGCAUAUGGGCCGGGAUGCCGAAGACCGACACCAGGAAAUGGAUAUCUUGAAGCCUUGAUGGAGCCCAAUGUGACAGUUUAUACAAAAGACAUCCAGCAAAUAACGCCGUGGGGAUUUAUCGACAGUGACGGCGGCGAACACGAAAUCGAUAUAAUUAUCUGUGCAACGGGUUUCGACACAUCCUACGUCCCACGAUUCCCGGUCCUUGCGAACGGCAAAGACCUCCGGCAAGAGUGGGCUGACGAUCCUGUGUCAUACCUUUCUGUCAUGAUACCUGAUUUUCCUAACUACUUUCUCUCUAUUGGGCCUUACAGUGCCACAAAUGGUUCGCUAUUGCCGCCCAUUGAACACGGAUGCAAAUACAUGCUCAAGAUCAUCGAGAAGUGUCAGAUGGAACACAUCCGCUCGAUUGCACCCAAGGCCGACGCCACGGCCGAGUUCCGGGAGCACGCAGACUUAUUCCUGAAGAGAACGGUGUGGAAUCAAAAAUGUCGAAGCUGGUAUAAGGGCGGGACGAUCGAUGGGCUCCCACGUCUAUACCCUGCGUCAAGAGCACAUUUUGUUGAGACCAUGCAGCCGCGGUAUGAAGACUUUGAGAUUAAGUACGGAAGCUGCAACCGGUUCCACUUCUGGGGCAAUGGAUUCACGGUCCGCGAGCUUGACGGGCGUGAUCCGACAUGGUACCUCGGGAUUGUGGAUGGCAAGGACAAACAGCCAGAUUAUACUGAGGACGAAAGGACUCUUUUUUUCUCUUCUAAGCAAUAG
This is a messenger RNA of Fonsecaea erecta, 1776 nucleotides long. RefSeq lists its product as hypothetical. Gene Ontology annotation, molecular function: NADP binding; flavin adenine dinucleotide binding; N,N-dimethylaniline monooxygenase activity. The record is from RefSeq and is a predicted model, not a curated record. The transcript has a single exon. Bases 1 to 1776 code for a protein of 591 amino acids. NCBI's taxonomy places the organism in Eukaryota, Fungi, Ascomycota, Eurotiomycetes, Chaetothyriales, Herpotrichiellaceae.